Messenger RNA from Drosophila arizonae, 3115 nucleotides. It is a transcript of the gene TTLL3A, whose product is annotated as Tubulin tyrosine ligase-like 3A. NCBI's taxonomy places the organism in Eukaryota, Metazoa, Arthropoda, Insecta, Diptera, Drosophilidae. Gene Ontology annotation, cellular component: microtubule cytoskeleton; axoneme. The record is from RefSeq and is a predicted model, not a curated record. Gene Ontology annotation, molecular function: protein-glycine ligase activity, initiating. Gene Ontology annotation, biological process: protein polyglycylation; cilium assembly; cilium movement.
AUGCGCGAGUUGCUGCAGAAGCAAACGCGCCCGAGCAGUGAACCAAAUGCGGGCAUUAAGGCCGCCGCUGGAGUUGUCGAGGCUGGCUCUGGCGCUGGCCAGGAGCAGCAUAAUAAGAAGUGCUCCAGUGCGAGGUUGUGCAAUAGGCUGGCCAUGGCCAUAUCCACAGCCACGCCCACAGCUGUCACAGUGCCCAGCAUAGAGCUGACGCCAGCAGCAGCGCCCGCAGCUCCUGCAACGCCCACGCCCACGCCCACACCCACGCCCAGGGCAAUUGAGAAGCCCGACAACAACAACAACAACAACAAGGAGAACUGCAAAGUACAAGGUGCGCCCACAAAUUAUAUAGCACGUCGCACCUGGAUAACAACGGAUCGCAUGAACGAGCUGCGACGCAAAGCGCAGGAGGCGGCGAAGCAGAACAAGAUUUUCACCAUCCGCGGCUGCUUUCACUCGGUGCGCAAUGCUCUGCUCGCCCGCGGAUGGGUCGAGAAGUUGGACGUGCAUCGCAAGGUGCUGCCCCUGGGCCAGAUGACCUACGAGGAUCUUACGCAGCGUCUGCCCAAGCGCAAGGCGGGCGAGACGCGGCGUCAAUAUGUGCUGAAAUGUGAAAGGAACAUAAUGUCGAGAUUUCUGGAGCAUAUGCCCGUGGACUUUCUGUGGACGAACCGAAAGGAGAAAUGCGAUUACAUUGAUCAGGCCAAGAAUCCGGGCAUGACCAUCAAUAAAUUCCAUCGGGCGCCGUUCACCUCGAAGGAGGGUCUGUGCAGCCAGCUGCGGGACUUCCACUGGUUCUUCGAGGAGGGCAUGGCCGAGAUGUAUUUUCCGCGCUGCUACAAUGUCUGGAGUCCCGAGGAGCUGGGCGAGUUCGUGGACAACUUCAAGCUGACGGCCUGUGUGGCCUACUUGCGGGCCAUGCUCUGCAAGUACCACAAGCAGGGCUCGGAUGCGGUAUUCUCGCCCAGCGGCAAGAUACCCUAUUCCUCCAUAGACUUCGCCUACAAGCGGCUGGUGGACUACAUCGAUAGCUGCCAGCACAACGAUAUCGACUUUGAGGAUCCGCCCAAGAUAUGGGAGCACGACUGGGAUGCCUUCCUCUACCAGCACCAGCAGCUGGUCAACGAGGAUGGACGCAUCCAGCACGACGGACAGCGCACGCUCGACCACAUGGUCAAGAGCUGUGUGACUCUGGUUGAGAAGAUGAAGGUGCACUGGCCCCAGUACAGCCUGGAUGGCUAUCAGAAUUUGUGGAUCGUGAAGCCGGCCAACAAGUGUCGGGGGCGUGGCAUACUCCUUAUGGAUAAUCUUAAGAAGAUCUUGGGCGUCGUUAAUCCCUCGAUAGCAUCUAAGAGUCGCUAUGUCGUGCAGAAGUAUAUAGAACGACCUCUCAUAGUCUUCCAAACCAAGUUCGAUAUACGCCAAUGGUUUCUGAUAACCAAUACCCAGCCGCUGGUGGUCUGGUUCUACCGGGAGAGCUAUCUGCGUUUCAGCUCGCAGGAAUACAGCCUGAGCAACCAUCACGAAUCGGUGCAUCUGACGAACUAUGCGAUACAGAAGAAGUAUACGAACGGCAAGCGGGACAAGCGCUUGCCCAGCGAGAACAUGUGGGAUUGUUAUUCGUUUCAGGCGUAUCUCAGACAGAUCGGCAAGUCGAAUAUGUGGCUAGAUCGCAUAUAUCCGGGCAUGCGUAAGGCAAUUGUGGGCACCAUGUUGGCAUCGCAGGAGAACAUGGAUCGUAGACCCAAUACUUUCGAGCUGUUUGGCGCCGAUUUUAUGAUAUGCGAAAAUUUCUAUCCCUGGCUUAUAGAAAUCAAUUCGAGUCCAGAUCUUGGAGCGACGACCAGCGUGACAGCUCGAAUGUGUCCAAAGUGCUUGGAGGAUGUAGUCAAGGUUGUCAUCGAUCGGCGCGUGGAUCCAAAGGCGGACAUGGGCAACUUUGAGCUCGCCUAUCGCCAGGUGGUGCCGCCCACGCCCGCCUACAUGGGCCUGAAUCUGUUCGUCAAGGGUAAGCAGCUGCUGCACAAGGUGAGCCAUGGCCAUGGCCACUACUACUAUCAGCAGCAGCGCAAAGAGCGCAGUCUGGCCACCAGCAGCGUGUUUCGCCAACGUUCGGCCAUUGUGCCAGCUGCCACGCUGUCGCGCAUCCAUCGCGCCAUGCCCACAUUCAAUGCCACGGAGUAUAUGGAGAAGUAUAUGGUGGAGCCAUUGAGCAGCAGUCGGAGCAGCAUUAGCAGCACGCAGCCAGCAAGCAAUUCGAAUGCCUCAACAGUCAAACCCCCAACAACAACAACAACUGCAACAACAGCAACUGCAGCAGCAACAACAACAGCAACAGCUGCAGUUGGCAUCGGUACACCCUGUCCGUAUUUGCUGAAGCAAGCGGGUCGCUCCAUUACGCAGCUCCUAAGCGUCACCCACAAGCGCAACGGCACAAUGGGCACAGGAGCUGGCGCUGAGGCAGCUGCCAGCACCGCUUUGCAGCCGAAGCGCCAACGCAGCUGCGGUCCACGCUUCGCCAAUCAGCAGCUGGAGGUCACGGAUAAGAAGUUCAAGAUACUCAUCAAGAACUAUGCCAAUCAGGCGGCUGAUAAUCUGCUCGAGAAACAGGAGCCCAUCAGUGCGCCGGCCACGGCUCCAGUCAUGGGCGAGCGCAAGUGGCGCAGUCUGCGCAACAUCAACAACAACAACAACGGGAACACCUACACUGCCACGAGCUGCUCCCGUUUGAGAGCAGCUCCCAAUUUGCUGGACAGCAAUUGCUCGCGUCGCUUCGCCCGCACCAAGUCGGAAAUUGAGAGCUCGGCCAGCUUGCAUGCCAUCGGACGCACCUUUGGCCGCCGCUCGUAUGGACCGCGUCUGCCCAUUAGCAUCUCGGUGCAGGCUCUGCAUCGCGGCGAGCCCAUCGUGACUGCCAUGAAGCAGGCCUCCAGCGAGCAGCUGCAACUUCAACUCACCCAAUCCCAAUCGCAAUCCCCAUCCCCAUCCCCAUCCCCAUCCCAAACCCAAACAAACUCCACGCCUCCCAUCAGUCCACGCAACGUUGCACUGGCCAACAAAUUGACGGUGCCAGUGCUGCCCACUUGUUAAACCACCAGCACCACCACCACCACCAUCA